AUGUCACCUGGAACAGCGCAGGCGCCUUCAGCUCCGAGCUGGAUGUCGCUCAAGAACUUGCUGCACAUCAUCGACAAGAAUGAGCACUUGAAACCACCGACAGCGGAUUCUGAGCGCGUGGAGCACGCCGGCACCAUCCUCGACUCCAAGCUUGGUUGCGAUAUUCUCCUCGAUUCAAACGGUAUCUUGUUCCCCAUACAUUCGGCUUGGGCGCUCGGCGGUCCAAGUGCAGACUGGAUGCUGCAAUGUCUCUUCCAAGACCGGCCGUGCGAUGUACCUUUUCCUGCUUUCUCUCCCAUCAUCGUGGACCGGUUCGUCAACUACCUCUACCUCGGAACGUACCAGCGACACGUCGAAACCGAAGUAUCGAACAUCGCCCAUGCGGAGAACAAGCCUGAUGCGCCAUACAAGGACUUUACUGAGCACAUGAAGUCGGUGCAGUUUCAUUUGGAGGUGAUCAAGUUCGGCGAGUUCCUAAAAUACCGGGGUCUGAUCAACGCGGCCUACACCAAGCUUUUCGAGCAGCUCAUCUCUCGAGGUCGUUUCGGACCGGCAUCGAUGAAAGGCUUUGUGGAUUGGAUGUACGGUGCCGACAAGAUCUGCAAAGACGAGGGGGGUUUGCUGCAGCAGCUCAUUGUAGCAGCUGUCAUUGCGCAUGAGCAGAAGUUCUGGGAACAACAUCAGUCUGAUGAGUUUCUUGGUCUCGUACAAAACCAUGCGGACUUCCUCGAACAUCUCAAGACAGCAAAAGAGCUGCACAAGACGCUCUCGGGAUCACCGUCGAAGUCUCAAAAGAACAAGGCUUUGAAAAGGAAACAUCGCAAUAGCAACUAG
This is a messenger RNA of Alternaria metachromatica, 834 nucleotides long. RefSeq lists its product as uncharacterized. NCBI's taxonomy places the organism in Eukaryota, Fungi, Ascomycota, Dothideomycetes, Pleosporales, Pleosporaceae. The record is from RefSeq and is a predicted model, not a curated record. The transcript is spliced from 3 exons. Bases 1 to 834 code for a protein of 277 amino acids.